Messenger RNA from Sinocyclocheilus grahami, 784 nucleotides. RefSeq names its product serine/threonine-protein kinase Sgk1-like. Gene Ontology annotation, biological process: protein phosphorylation. The record is from RefSeq and is a predicted model, not a curated record. The transcript has 7 exons. Lineage: Eukaryota; Metazoa; Chordata; Actinopteri; Cypriniformes; Cyprinidae. The coding region runs from base 166 to 771 and encodes 201 amino acids. Gene Ontology annotation, molecular function: phosphatidylinositol binding; protein kinase activity; ATP binding.
GCGCAGGGCUGGCGGGGGAAGACAGUCGCGCUCACCACCCCACAGCCCGGCUUCAGAACCCAGUAGUGCGCUUGCUGCUGGGAGAUCGGCGCUUUGCAAUAACAUAAAGGCUUAGCCGAAGGAUCACUACAUUCCUCCUGUGGACUUGUACUUGUAAUAAUAGUGAUGGCAGUUACUCAGGCUGGAUCUGACUUGACAUACUGCAAGAUGCGGGGGAUCGUGUCCGUUCUUACCGCUUUUAUUAAAGAAAGGAAGAUGGGCUUAAACGACUUCAUCCAGAAGCUUGUUUCUAACCCUCCCAUUUGUCAACAUGCUGAGGUUGGUUCGUUCUUAAAAAUCGAUGAGAACCAGAAUGAGGAGCUGGAGGAGAAUCUCCUGUGUUUGACCAAUCCCAGGAGCUCUUUGGCUGAGGAGACUCAGAUCAAACCUUCAGAUUUUGACUACUUAAAGAUUAUUGGGAAGGGGAGCUUUGGAAAGGUUCUGCUUGCAAGGUACAAGGAAAACGAACAAUACUAUGCUGUGAAGGUGCUGCAGAAGAAAAUCAUUCUGAAAAAGAAAGAGCAAAAACAUAUCAUGGCAGAAAGGAGUGUAUUAAUGAAAAAUAUCAAACAUCCGUUCCUGGUGGGGCUGCAUUACUCAUUCCAAACCACAGACAAACUGUAUUUCGUCCUAGACUACGUCAAUGGAGGCGAGGUUAGUAAACAAUGCAUUAAUGCUGUACUCUCAUAUAGCUCAAAAGAGGCCGCACCUCAGCUCAAAAUAGCUGACUAAAAUCACUUAAUUA